Molecule: messenger RNA, 1350 nt
Organism: Ochotona princeps (American pika)
Lineage: Eukaryota; Metazoa; Chordata; Mammalia; Lagomorpha; Ochotonidae
Gene: S1PR2
Product: sphingosine-1-phosphate receptor 2
Exons: 2
Coding region: 254-1315 (353 amino acids)
Biological process (GO): sphingosine-1-phosphate receptor signaling pathway
Cellular component (GO): membrane
Molecular function (GO): sphingosine-1-phosphate receptor activity
Source: RefSeq, a predicted model, not a curated record
GUGCGCGCGCGCCCCGGGGCCGGCCGGCCACAUCUGGAAUUCAUUGCAGCAGCGCCGGAAAGGGGAGGAGAGGUGGGCGGAGCGAGCAGGGGGCCGAGGCGGCGGCUCUUCCCAAGCCCCGGGGACGCCGCCGAGCCCGGCCGGCAGCCGCAGCCCCAGACACGCCGCCCCGGGGCGGAGGGGCGACGCAGAUGCCAAGGCCUCCCCAGGCAGUGACAGCCUCCAUGGCCCGGGCCGGCCGCUAAGCCCCACCAUGGGCAACCUGUACUCGGAGUACCUGAGCCCUGACAAGGUCCUGCAGCACUACAAUUUCACCAAGGAGACGCUGGACAUGCAGGAGACUCCCUCCCGCCAGGUGGCCUCGGCCUUCAUCAUCCUGCUCUGCUGUGCCAUUGUGCUGGAGAACCUGCUGGUGCUUGUGGCCGUGGCCCGCAACAGCAAGUUCCACUCGGCCAUGUACCUCUUCCUGGGCAACCUGGCGGCCUCCGACCUACUGGCCGGCGUGGCCUUCGUGGCCAACACCUUGCUGUCGGGCCCCGUCACGCUGAGCCUCACACCCGUGCAGUGGUUCGCCCGCGAGGGCUCUGCUUUCAUCACACUCUCGGCUUCCGUCUUCAGCCUGCUGGCCAUCGCCAUUGAGCGGCAGGUGGCCCUGGCCAAGGUCAAGUUGUACGGCAGUGACAAGAGCUGCCGUAUGUUGUUGCUCAUCGGGGCUUCGUGGGUCAUCUCGCUGGUGCUGGGCGGCCUGCCCAUCCUCGGCUGGAACUGCCUGGGCCAGCUGGACACCUGCUCCACCGUCCUGCCGCUCUACGCCAAGCCCUAUGUCCUGGCCGUGGUGAGCAUCUUCUCGGUCAUCCUGCUGGCCAUCGUGGCGCUGUACGUACGCAUCUAUUGCGUGGUCCGCUCCAGCCACGCCGACGUGGCUGGCCCGCAGACGCUGGCGCUGCUCAAGACGGUGACCAUCGUGCUCGGUGUCUUUAUUGUCUGCUGGCUACCCGCCUUCAGCAUCCUCCUGCUGGACUAUGCCUGCCCAGUCCGGGCCUGCCCCAUCCUCUACAAAGCUCACUACUUCUUCGCCUUCGCCACCCUCAACUCGCUGCUCAACCCUGUGAUCUACACGUGGCGCAGCCGGGACCUGCGGCGGGAGGUGCUGCGGCCGCUGCAGUGUUGGCGCCGGGCGGCCAGGGUGCCGGGCCGGCGGAGCGGGACCCCAGGGGGCCACCACCUCCUACCCCUGCGAAGCUCCAGCUCGCUGGAGAGAGGCGUGCACAUGCCCACAUCACCCACGUACUUAGAGAGCAACACGGUGGUCUGAGGGGCUGCCCCACCCGAGGCCCCCUCCAUCCCCAC